AUGGAAGACGAAGAAGGUGAGGAAGAUGAAGACGAAGACGAAGACGAAGACGAAGACGAAGAUGAAGACAAAAAGGCAUCAGAGAAGACGAGAAGAUAG
Messenger RNA from Trichophyton benhamiae CBS 112371, 99 nucleotides. RefSeq lists its product as uncharacterized. The coding region runs from base 1 to 99 and encodes 32 amino acids. The transcript has a single exon. NCBI's taxonomy places the organism in Eukaryota, Fungi, Ascomycota, Eurotiomycetes, Onygenales, Arthrodermataceae. The record is from RefSeq and is a predicted model, not a curated record.